Messenger RNA from Chironomus riparius, 1064 nucleotides. The record is from the annotation of a GenBank genome assembly. Lineage: Eukaryota; Metazoa; Arthropoda; Insecta; Diptera; Chironomidae.
UCAAGAAUGAAGUCAAAUUUUGUAAUAUUCAAUGCUUUAAUAACUUUGCUGUCCACUAAAGGAGUUUUUUGCUUAGAUGUUUGUGAUGAUAUACCGAGAAAUAUAAAAGAAUCGAAUCAAUUUUUAUUACAUGAAUGGGGAACAAUCAACCAUAACUCCGUCAGAAUUGAUUUAACAACAUGGUAUUUAAGAACAUUCGAUGAAGGAACAAUUGCAGUUUGGAAUGCCACAAUUAUAUUUUCAAGAGAAAUGCAUGGAAUCCGACUGAGAAGUGUUGAUAACACAGUUUCAAGUGCAGAAAUUAUACAUGGAGGAAUAGGCUUCAGAAUUGCAAUUAUCACAGUUAUUGGACAUGCUAAUAUUUUGACUUUUACUGUUGAUGCAUUUGAAACCCCAGAUAUAAUUUUUAAGGAAUGGGGAACAGUAAAUAACGCAUCACUAACUUUGUUUCCAACUUGGUCUCAUGUAGGAUGUUCUGAGUCUGAACAAAUAAUUAAUACAACGAGAAUAAUUCAUGGAUUAAGAUUAAUUAGUUCAAUUGAUUCAGUAGCAAGCACAGAAGUACUUGAUGGAGGAGUUGGUUUUAAUUUUGUUCAUUUAAUAAUUAGACCGCGUGUACAGUUUAUUAGAUAUACAAUAAUAAUGUUCGAAAAUGGAACAUCAACCAGUACUCCUGCUCCAUCUAUUACAAGUAUGCCUGAAACGAGAGUUGAAAUAUUAGGAAGAAUUAACGAUGAUACUCAGCUUCUUGAUGAGAAACGAUUCCAAAAUUAUCCUGAAGCAGGAUUUACGGCAGAAGGAAACGGUUCAUUUCAAGGAAAAGAAAUAAUUUUGGGAAUUCGCUUGACUAGUCUGAACUAUACUGAUGGAAGUUGGGAAAUUAUUGAAGGAGGUCUUAAUCAAAGUUUCAUAGCAUUUGAAUUUAUAGGAUCUGAUAUAGGAAGACCUUAUGAUUUCAAAAUUGAGGUUUAUGGAAAUAAUGCAAUUAUAAUGAAAUUAUCGGGAAAUUUAUUCAUUUUAUUAAGUGUUUUACACAAUAUUUUAAGAUGAAGCUAAUGUUAAAG